CCAUGCAUUGACUGACGGCUCAAACUCUCAUCCUUUUCGACAUUUUUCGAUAUUACCUACGAUUUGGAGUACAAUAUUGAGUUGAGGCUCAAGAGUUGACAUUUUGUACACAAUUCACUUCAAUAUAUCCAUUAGAAGUCUUUGUGAUCACAAAAAUGUUUUAUAAAUAUGGGAUCUGUUUGACCAUUACUUUAGUUCUAACUCAGAGUGUGGUUGAGUCAGCCUUUUAUGGAGAUCUGCCAGACGUGUCAGAUGUGGAUCAGACUCUUCGUUUGGAACGGAUGAACGAAUGGCCGCAAAAGAAAUCAGCCAAAGAAGUGGAGAAUUGGCCGACGGCUGACACUUUGAAACUGAUGGGACAAGUGGCUGGAGUGGCCACGAGUAGGGAUAAUAAUGUUCACGUGUUUCACAGAGUGGAGAGAAUAUGGGACGGAAACACUUUUGAUAUGAAUAAUGUCUUCAAUGAGAGGAAUGGACCGCCCAUUCAGAACGACACCAUUUUGGUGUUGGAUCCAAACGAUGGCAAAGUGAUAAAGUCAUGGGGAGGCAAAAGAUUUUAUUUACCGCACGGCAUAAGCGUCGACCCCCAGGGGAACAUCUGGUUGACUGAUGUAGCCCUACAUCAAGUGUUUCGCUUCAAACGCGACCAAUUAGACGAACCGGACCUCACUUUAGGCGAACGCUUUGUUCCCGGAGCCGAUGAAAAACACUUCUGCAAACCAACCGAUAUCGCUAUAUCUUCUUCAGGAAUGGUGUAUAUAAGCGAUGGUUAUUGCAAUUCAAGAGUCAUGAUAUUUUCACCUGAAGGACAUUUUAUCACACAAUUUGGAUUAUCAGACCAGAUGGUUGUAUCGCAUAGUCUGACACUUCUGGAAACCGAAGAUUUGAUAUGUGUUGCCGAUAGAGAGAAUCGACGGAUACUAUGCUAUACGGCAGGACUGAGUGGUGAGAGAAGGCCUGGAAAACUAGUAUUUAAUGUUCAACACAAGCAUUUGGGACGAGUAUUUGCAAUCGACCACAUCGGUGACAUUCUCUUAGCUAUCAAUGGACCGGAAAGUAAUGGAGUGGCGCCUAAGGGGCUUAGCCUAGACCUGGCGACAGAGCAAUUGGUGGACGUAUGGGAGCCGACAACUGAGCCCUUCGAAGAGCCCCAUGACUUGGCGGUGUCCGCCGACAGCACAUCAUUCUUCAUUUGUGAGCAGAUUCCGGAACUGCCAUAUAAACGACAACUGUGUCUGAAAUGCGGCCGUCCGGUGCCGGUCUGUUGGUGUCCGCACUUAUCCGCUGAUCCCAUUGAGACGAAGAACAGAGUUAUUAUUCUUCAACAUCCGAAUGAAGAGAAACGCUGCUUACGAACGGCGAAGAUAUUGGAGUUGAGUCUGUCUUGUGGUCAAUGUCUUGUGAUUAAAGGCAAGAAAUUCUCGUCAUUUAAAUACCCGAUACUUAAGGAAUUGGUUGGCGACCCAACUGCAGACGAUUCCAGUGCUAAGAGGAAGACAAUUGUGGUCUACCCGGGAAUGGGAUCGCAGCCCCUCUCGGAGUUGUCUCGCACUGACUCGUACAACAUAGUGCUGAUCGAUGGCACGUGGAGUCAGUCGCGAUCGAUAUACCACAACAGCUCAAUACUGCACUCUUUGCCGCAGAUCGAGCUCAACGGAACCCAUCCCAGCAAUUAUGUCAUCCGCACCCAACCCACCGACGGCUGUCUGUCGACCGUCGAGUCGGCGGCUCUCGUGUUGGCACAUCUCGAAGACGACAAAACCAUUUACGAGAAGCUGACGAACCCUUUGAAAGCGUUGUGUGACUUCCAGUUGUCUUUUGGUGCGGUCUCUCAUCACAGCAAAGAAUUCCUUAUUAUGAAUGGUUUGUAUACAAAGCCAUUAACCAAACGAAUCAAACAAAAACUUUUCAACAAACAAGAUAUCAAACCAUUGAUCCGUUGACCCGUUCACCACAUUCUUGCGUUCAUUACUUUAAUUUUUGUACAAAAACUUACAUAAAAACAAUUGUUUAUAAUUCCG
This is a messenger RNA of Oppiella nova, 2021 nucleotides long. The record is from the annotation of a GenBank genome assembly. NCBI's taxonomy places the organism in Eukaryota, Metazoa, Arthropoda, Arachnida, Sarcoptiformes, Oppiidae.